AAUAAGUGAUGAAACGUAAAUGACGUGACAGGUACUUCUGUAUGCACAGCUGUUAACGUGGACGGUCGGCGCUUAUCCGCAAGGAGGGCGAUUGGCAGACGCCCUCAUUCCAGCCAAUCAGAUUGCGUGCCAACACAUGGCCAUUUCUCAAAUAGAGAUCUAUAGAGAAAACAUGCCUUCAGUUCCACCCAACAAAGAGAACGACAGUCCUGCCUGCCCUUUUGCUGGCAAGAAGACCACUGGUAGGUAUGGUGUUGAGAUGUUGGUUUCGGAUGAUGUAGACAGACCUCUGCAGCUAAAUAGAGAAACUGGGAUCACUGACCCAAAAUGGAUUCGUCCGGACCUGCCAAGUAGAUGUACCUGGAAACCAGGAAUGUCUCCUGAAAAUUCCCCUCACAAAUACUUCCCCAGGACAAAAGCUGAGAAGAUUCUACCCAACAUCCUGGACAUGAUUGGAGACACACCACUGGUGCGCAUAAACAAGAUCUCUAAGACUUUUGGACUAAAAUGUGAACUUUUGGCCAAAUGUGAGUUCUUUAAUGCUGGUGGUAGUGUGAAGGACCGUAUUAGUCUGCGUAUGGUGGAGGAUGCAGAAAGGGAAGGCAUCCUCAAACCUGGAGACACUAUUAUAGAGCCCACCUCUGGAAAUACAGGUAUUGGUCUUGCACUGGCUGCAGCAGUGAAGGGAUAUCGCUGCAUAAUUGUUAUGCCUGAGAAAAUGAGCAAGGAAAAGGUUGAUGUCUUGAGAGCUUUGGGUGCUGAGAUUGUCCGAACUCCCACCAGUGCACGGUUUGACUCCCCAGAGUCCCAUGUGGGUGUAGCUUGGCGCUUGAAGAAUGAGAUUCCUAACUCACACAUCCUGGACCAGUACCGUAAUCCCAGCAACCCCCUGGCUCAUUAUGACACCACUGCUGAGGAGAUUCUGGAGCAGUGUGAUGGUAAAUUGGAUAUGCUGGUGGCCGGAGCCGGCACAGGUGGCACUAUUACCGGAGUUGCCCGCAAACUGAAGGAGAAAUGCCCAAAUAUUAAGAUUGUUGCGGUGGACCCAGAGGGCUCGAUCCUCGCUGAGCCUGAUGAGCUGAACCGGACAGAUAAAACCCAGUAUGAGGUGGAGGGCAUCGGAUAUGACUUUAUACCCACCGUCUUGGAUAGAUCUAUGGUUGACAAAUGGUACAAAUCCAAAGAUGAGGAAUCAUUUGCUAUGGCCCGAAUGCUUAUAAGAGAUGAAGGGCUGUUAUGUGGUGGGAGCUCAGGUACUGCCAUGGCGGCUGCAGUAAAGUUUGCCAAAGAGCUGAAGGAGGGGCAGCGCUGUGUCGUGAUUCUGCCAGACUCCAUUCGCAACUACAUGUCCAAGUUCUUGAGUGACAAGUGGAUGUUCCAGAAGGGCUUUCUGAGAGUGGAAGACAUCAUGGUGAAUAAACCCUGGUGGUGGAAUCUGAAAUUACAAAGUCUAAACCUUUCUGCUCCACUAACUGUGCUGCCCACAGUCACAUGCCAAAAAACCAUCAAAAUCUUGAAAGAAAAGGGCUUUGACCAGGCACCUGUUGUAGAGGAAUCUGGGUUGAUUCUGGGAAUGGUGACCCUGGGAAACAUGCUUGCCUCUGUACUUGCAGGAAAGGUCAAGCCCUCUGACCCUGUCAGCAAAGUGCUCUACAAACAGUUCAAGCAGAUCCGUCUAACUGACAAUCUGGGAAAGCUGUCUCGGAUCUUAGAAACGGAUCAUUUUGCCCUUGUGGUCCAUGAGCAGAUUCAGUAUCUGACUGAUGGAUCUUCCACUCAAAAGCAAAUGGUGUUUGGAGUGGUGACAGCCAUCGAUCUCCUCAACUUUGUGACAGCUCGAGAGAAAAGAGAGAGAUCGAUGUCAGAAUCAACAGAUGAAUACUGAAGGCAUUAGAGCACUUCCUGCCUCAAUCUGAAUGUCAUGCACUACAAAAAAUCAUAACGUUGGAGUUAUAGAUACCAUGUGGUUAUUUCACCUAAAUUUGGGAAGUAGGGUUGGGUGGCACUGCUUCUUAAAAUUAUAUUUCUUGCUUAUCUGAUUUCAUAGCCAAUAAUUAUGUAAACAUUUACAAAUGUUGUUGACAAUUAUUAACUAAUGUUAACAAAUUUACAAUGAUGUUUAAAGGCAUCAGAACAGGGUCUAAAAUUAAGUUUUUACCAAUAAUUAACUUUACUGGAUAUAAAUCAUUACUGGCCAUGGAUGUGUAUUUUGCUUUGUGUUAUUCUAAAACUAUUGGUUUUAGUCAAUGUGACAAUUAUUGUGUUUUUUUUUCUUGAAUAUUUUGGACAAACAGUGCUGACAAAAAGUCAGUGGCUCACUGUAUUCUGUGCUACAGCUAUGUCUGUCACAAAGUGAUUUUACUCUGUAUUUUCAUUUUGGUUGCUUAAUGUGAGAAAUAUUUGACAUGUAUGUCACCACAUGUAGUUGUAGGCACCUCUGAUGGAAAAUUUUCCUCUGAGGUAAAAGUUGUUACAAGCUGCAAAGCAAGGGUGUCCAAUCCUCCUAGAGGGUCACUUUCUUUCAGAGGUUAGCUCCAAUACAACUGCCUGGAAGUUUCUAGUGUUCUUUCUUAAAGACCUUGAUAAGCUGGUUUAGGUGUGUUUAAUUGGGGCUAGAGCUAAACUUUGCUUGAAGGUGGCCCUCCAGAAGCCGGUAAUGUUUAUAACCUUUCUUUUGAAUCAAUUUAUUCACUUUUAUCAGUAAGGGCCAGGUUGAUCGAUGUGAUGUUGCAGGAUCAACCCCAGUGAAGGCAAGUGGCCUUGGCACAAAAUGUGUUAAACCAGAUCGUUCAAGGUGGAGUAGAUAGAUAAUGGUGUAGUUGAUAAAAAUUAGUUUACCUGCUUGACUGUUGAAUGUUGUUUCUAAAUUUGCUUUCAUUACUCUAGCCUUCUUACUGUAUUAUAUAAAAAAGUUGGUACAUUACAAAGAAUAAAGUAAAUACCAUUUUAAAA
Molecule: messenger RNA, 2952 nt
Organism: Cyprinus carpio (common carp)
Lineage: Eukaryota; Metazoa; Chordata; Actinopteri; Cypriniformes; Cyprinidae
Product: cystathionine beta-synthase-like protein
Exons: 16
Coding region: 137-1885 (582 amino acids)
Cellular component (GO): cytoplasm
Molecular function (GO): cysteine synthase activity; cystathionine beta-synthase activity
Source: RefSeq, a predicted model, not a curated record